This is a messenger RNA of Cylindrotheca closterium, 3354 nucleotides long. The record is from the annotation of a GenBank genome assembly. NCBI's taxonomy places the organism in Eukaryota, Bacillariophyta, Bacillariophyceae, Bacillariales, Bacillariaceae.
AUGACAACGAGGUGCUUGUCAAUAUUGCUUUGUCUCAUCACGUUGUCCGCACAAAGUGUUGCGCAGACUAGUAUUGGAUUAUCAAGAGAGACUGGAAGCCAGAGGAGAAAACUGCGCAGGAAGAAGACAAAGCGCCAGGGCCAAAAUGGGGGGAAAAUGCAAAUAAAGCCAUUGUCGAACAAGGUGCAAGCAUCAGGUCCAAAAAAACAGUUAAAGCCUUGUACGCUUUUCUUCGAAGCUCGUGACAACUUGGACGAAGAUGAAUUCAAAUGGAGAUGCAGGAUGAAGGGGCAGGAUGCUACGAACGCAGGUGCACUUCUUGGAGGCUAUCAUUUGAACGUCGAUAUUCAAGGCAUCGAACAUGUCUUGGCCACGAAACCUGACAUUGUCAGCGGCGAAACACUCUUGUUUGCCGAAGAUGCUGUAAUUGAAAGUGGUUUGCUUGUGAUUACUCCCAACAGUGAGUUGAAAUUCGAUACCCAACGCCAUGCGAUUGGGGGCGAGUCGAGACGCAGGCUCGCGACCAGCACAGGGAACAAGAAUGUUCUUGUUGUGAGAGUCGUUACCAAUGACGCUCAACCAACAGCGAGCAUCGCUGAAAUAAGUGAUGCUGUUUUUGGUACAGAUGGUGAUCCAGUCAACCUCAAGUCGCAGUACGAAGGAUGCUCUAACGACCAAAUUAUCAUCGACCCAGCAACUGGAUCAGGAACGGCUUGUGCCGAUGACCCAAACUACCUUGGAUUCUUUCAAUUCGCCAGCGGAAACUAUGCCGAUUGCGAUUGGUUCGAGUUUUUCCAGAAUCAGGAUCCAACCACAUGCAAUACAUAUGGUAAUGAUGCUGACUUGGGUGGUGGCCCAGAGACUGGUAACAGUGCCUGCUGCGUAUGUGGUGGCGGAACGACGUCGAACUACAACAACAAUGUUAUUGAUGGCGUUUUCGAAAUCAACGUACCGGUGGCCGCCUCGUCGCUCACUUCUUCGCAGCUCGAGGACGUAGCCAUGAACGAGCUCGAGUCCCAAUUUGGCUCCUCGAACCUGGAAGAUCAAUUCGAUCUUAUCAUGCUUUGUCUACCACCAGGUACCACGGAUGGGAAUUGGGUUGCAUAUGCAGGUUUACCUGGAUACGUCAGUGUCUACAACGAUGAUGCUUGUUUGUAUCCAUCGGUUCAAAUGCACGAAGUCGGCCAUAAUGUAGGUCUGACACACGCUUCCGAUAAUACUGAUGUGGAUGUUGAGUAUGGAGAUCGAACUGGAAUGAUGGGAAUAAGUUACUUUGUUGACGAUGGCCCUUCAAGGGCUAAGAUGUGUUUCAAUCCGGCAAAGUCGUACACUCUCGGAUGGUACAGCGACAAGAAUCUUGAUAUUGACGCUGCGACGACACCGUUCUGUGGAACGCUCGUGGGUGUUGCUAAUUAUCCUACAAUCGCUGGAGAUGAGAAGGUUGUCCUCAAGAUUCCAGAUGCGGCAACCGACUACUAUGUCGGGUACAACCACGCGGUGGGAUUCCAUGAGGGAACCAAUGAAGCAGUAAACCAAGUGACCAUUGUCUCGCAAAAUCCAGCAUUUGGAUCCUUCUCGAAUCUUGAGGCCAGGUUAUCAGUUGGUGAUGAGUACAUUAUCAGCAACAUCUUCGGCAGCGGCGAGGAUCUCACAAUCAGGGUUGUCGAGAUCGACACCAGUGCGGGCGGGUUUGCCGAAGUACAAGUCUUCCAAGGAACACAGACCUGUGCAAGCCCGUUUCCAUCGGCUGUACCCUCAACGAUACCUUCUGCGAAGCCAAGUGUUGUUCCCAGCGUUGCGCCAUCGCAGUCGCCUUCUAUCAUGCCAAGCGUCCAUCCAUCUGCAAAGCCUUCUAUUGGACCCAGUCAAGUUCCAAGUGCGUCGCCAUCUAUUGGGCCAUCACAGUCUCCAAGUAUUGGCCCCUCGCAGCUUCCUAGCCAAACCCCUUCAAACCAUCCAAGUCAAAUUCCAAGUAUUAUUCUCUCGCAGCUUCCUAGCCAGAGCCCUUCUAGUGGUCCAAGUCAAAGUCCAAGCAUUGUGUCCUCGCAGAUUCCAAGCCAAUCGCCUUCCAGAACACAAAGUGAGGUUCCAACUUUGUCAUCUUCACCAAGCAUUAUACUUGUCCCCGUCGCCAGCAUAGGGACGGUUUCGAUGAGUCCAAGUCAGGAACCAUCAGGAUUACCAAGCUUCAGGCCUUCGAACAUCCCAUCCAAGACUCCAUCAAUUGCACCGAGUCAAAGUCCAAGCAAAGAAGCAUCGGGUACACCAUCGACAUCACCAUCUACCAUGCCAAGCACGAUCCCAAGCACUACCCCAUCCGAUAGGCCAAGCAAAGAGGAAUCAGGUACUCCAUCGACUAUACCCUCCGUGGCUCCUUCACGACUCCCUAGCGCUGCUCCGUCUAACAGGCCAAGCAAAGAAGGAUCAGGUACACCAACGACAACGCCCUCAGUGGCUCCUUCGCAACUUCCAAGCCUGGUUCCAUCCAACAGGCCAAGCAUGGAGAGAUCGGGUACUCCGUCGACUAUACCAUCCACGGCUCCUAGCACAACCCCUUCGAUCUUACCCUCGCUUGAACCUUCGCAGCUGCUCUAUACAAUUGACAGUUUAUCACCAUCCCAAAGCCCCAGUUUGGUACCAAGCACCAGGCCUUCCACAGCAAACAACUCCCCCGACCAAUGGAACUGUGUUUUCAACGAGGACUUCGAGAACGGAUUUCGGUUCUUGUCCGAUGGAGGAGGUUGUGUUGACAUCACAACCAUUGGCGGAUCUAAUGGCAGUCAAAGCUCUCUGAGACUCGCUGGACGAAACAGAGUGUUAUCUGAAACAAUCGAAUCAUACGAGUUCUCUCAGUACAGCAGAAUCCAACUUUUAUUUGCAUACCGAACAACAAGCCUAAACAGGCGAGACGGAUUCUACGUCGACAUUCAGAUCAAUGGGGGGAGGUGGACAAGUUGGCAGAGAUUCGGAAGGAAUGCGUCCUGCUCCCGCUUAAAAUCAAGUUGGUGCAGUGGCAAAGCUGAUCUUGAACUCACAGGUGGAAUCAAUACCGUCAAAUUUCGCUUUCGCACAACGCGUACUAGACGAAGCAAGACAGUGUACAUUGAUGAUGUUCAGCUCGAAGCCUACGGAGCUCCUUCACUGUCUACCAAUGGGCAGUGUGGACCAGGUCCAACGCCAGAAUUGGGAUCAGGAAAAAGUCCACGAUUCAGAUUAGGAAAAAGCUCAGGCUCCAAAUCAGGAAAAAGCUCAAGUUCCAAAUCAGGAAAAAGCUCAAGUUCCAAAUCAGGAAAAAGCUCAAGUUCCAAAUCAGGAAAAAGACGCAGAAAGCACAAUAACAUUUUCGACCAUUAG